GACCUAAUACCCCACCUACGCUCCAGCUGCUGAUUGGCGUUACGCAGGUAUCCCGCUAUUAUUUAUUACCCAGAGCGUGGACGCCUCACUCAUGCUGACUUGAUCUCGCUGCAGGAUCCAGUCGUUUCCACACCACUCCGAGCGCUCGCAGCUGAGCCGUUCUCCAAAAUAUCUGCUCGACAGAAAACAGGUGGUGCUGGGAAAAUGAGAGGAGGAUUGCUGCUGGUGACUUUGAUCCUCAUCAUGAAACUUCAGUACAGCCGGUGUGGGUGCGAGGAGCCCGGAUCGCGCAGAUCCACUUCAGACCAGACUGCAGGCUUGGACAACAUCAAGCGAAAUAUUCUGAAGAGGUACAGCGACUUGGAUUAUGACAGCUUUGUAGGUCUGAUGGGCAGAAGGAGCGCCGAGGCAAAUGAUGUACCAGCACCACAAAAAAGGGAAAUGCAUGACAUUUUUGUUGGCCUCAUGGGAAGGAGAAACUCAGAGUCUGAUAAUGGCCCCUGGAGGAGAGAGUAUCCAGAGAGGAGAGGCAUUUUCCUCAACAAGUGCAGGCUGAGGUUACUUCAGGGGCUUUAAUCAUCCACAGUUGAAAGGACUUUCAUCCGGCUGCAGUGGCAGAAGAUCACCGGGAGCUGCAGCGAUAACGCCUCGUCUGAUGGAAAAGACUGAAGAGAUCUGAUUCACACCGUACACCCGUCAGAUGGCUCAUGAACGUGAUCAUAAACUAAGCAGAUUGUACUUGUUUUACCUGAAUAUCAAACAUAAUUAGAGGUGAUACAUUCUAUUUCUUUAUCAUGUUAUUCUUUUUUUUUUCCCUCCAAAGCUGAAAAUAAACAUAAUUUUUAUACAUAAUUUAUUCAUGUAAAUGUUGGU
Messenger RNA from Salarias fasciatus (jewelled blenny), 873 nucleotides. It is a transcript of the gene tac3a, whose product is annotated as tachykinin precursor 3a. The record is from RefSeq and is a predicted model, not a curated record. Bases 205 to 576 code for a protein of 123 amino acids. The transcript is spliced from 7 exons. NCBI's taxonomy places the organism in Eukaryota, Metazoa, Chordata, Actinopteri, Blenniiformes, Blenniidae. Gene Ontology annotation, biological process: positive regulation of blood pressure; tachykinin receptor signaling pathway.